GAAAAACAUCUGGACGUCUCUGUCUUUCUCAGCUCACACAGAGGCAGAACAUGUAGACCCGACGACUACAAUAAGCGGGUUUCUUCCACAAAAGAUGGCUCGGUGCUGGACACUUUGGACGGCGAUCCUGGUCCUGGUGACAGCCGGUGCUGUCCACUCUCUGGGGGCCGACAUCUUGUGCAAGUGGUGCGACGUGUCCACGCCUAAGUGCAAAGACGACAUUUGUUUCAGUAACUGCGACCUGACCUCGUUCUGCUCCUCCAAUGUGGAAGUCUGCAUUUCUAUUUGGAGGAAGCAAAACGACUCACAGACAGUGCAAACGAUGUGCCACAACCCAGAGUUGCCCCUGGAUGGUGUUGAUCCGCUGUUGUUGCUGAAUUUCACCUCCAGGGAGUGUCAUAUGGUCCCACAACCUGCAGUGGACGGUGACAUGAUGGUCUGUGGAUGCCAAGGCCAAGCGGAAUGUAAUGACAAGCUCAUCUUUAGCAAAGGAUUUGAUGGUCUCUCAAAGUUGCAAAGUCAAGAUGUGAUCGCAGUGGUCGUGAUCAGUUUGGUACCCCUUGUCCUGGUGGUCAUCGUGGCCACUGCUGCCUUCUAUUCCUAUCGGAUACGGCGCCCUGAUUGGCCCGCCAAGCACACUCCAGAGCUCUAUCAGGCUUUGGAUGUGCCGCAUGACGGACCAGCACCGAGCGAUGAAGAUGGAGGGAAGAACCUGCUGGCUCUUGAGAUUGAACAGGAGGAUUUUCAUAACAAAGAACUAAGUCUGAGCAAUGGCACUGUCAGUUACAGGUCAGACUGGCAGCUGGGUAAACUCCUGCCCGUCAAGCUGGAUCAACUGGUGGGGAAGGGACGCUUUGCUGAGGUGUGGAGGGCACGACUGCUGCACAGCAAAAAACAGGAAGCUAACGGCUAUGAAACAGUGGCGGUAAAGGUGUUCCCGAGUAAGGAGUACGCCUCUUGGAGAAACGAAUGCUCCAUCUUCUCUGAUGCCACGCUGCAACACGACAACUUAGUUCAGUUCCUGGCAGCUGAAGAGAUGGGCCCACCGGGCAGCAUUCAUCAAACCUACUGGUUGGUCAUGGCCUACUACAGCCUCGGAAAUCUGCAGGACUUCCUGACAGCUAAUAUAAUGAGCUGGGAGGAGCUAGUCGCCAUGGCAGCUAGCAUUGCCAAAGGAUUAGCGCACCUCCACAGUGACACAACAACCAGUGGGGUACCGAAGGUACCGGUCGCCCAUCGAGACCUGAAGAGCAGCAACAUUGUGGUCAAGAACAGGAAGGAGUGUGCCCUGUGUGACUUUGGUCUGGCGUUGAGGCUGGAUCUCUCCCUUACAGUCGACGACUACGCCAACAGCGGACAGGUGGGAACAGCUCGCUACAUGGCCCCCGAGGUUCUUGAGUCCAGGGUGAACCUGGAAGACCUUGAGGCCUUUAAGCAGAUGGAUGUGUACUCCAUGGCUAUGGUCCUUUGGGAGAUGGCCUCUCGGUGUGAAGUCAUUGGAGAGGUGAAGAGCUAUGAGCCGGCGUUUGGCUCCAAAGUCUGUGAGCAGCCCUCCGUGGACAGCAUGAGGGAUUUGGUUCUAAGGGAUAGAGGACGACCAGACAUCCCCCCAGCAUGGACGCAGCAUCAGGGGAUGGACAUCUUCUGCUCCACCAUCACAGAGUGCUGGGAUCACGACCCAGAGGCCCGAUUAACGGUUCACUGUGUGGUGGAACGGCUUAACGCCCUGCAGCAGGGUGAGGAGUGGUAGCAUGGGGAGGAUGCAGGGGAGGAGGACAGUUUGGCAGGUGUAAAAGGAGAAGGAACAGAGGAGGUGAAGAGAGGGGGGAAAAGGAGAAACUCAGUACAAAUAAGUAGUUCUCCCCAUUCUCAAUCUCUGCCUUCAUUUAAGGCCAGAAAGAGACAUUACAGAAGAAUCUGGUGAAGAAUUGCAGAGAAGAAAUCUAUGUUUUCCCCCGCACAGACUGAAUGGAAUGCCUUAGUCAUAUGAGCAACUUGGCUUUAAAGAUGCUUAUACAGGGAUGUGCAUAAUCCUUAGCUUGUGGAGAAGCUAGAUUUUUGAGAUCCACAACCCAGUUUUAAACAACUUGUUUUUUGCUUAUUUUGAUUUCCUAUCGUUACCAAUUUGCCAUGCAUUAUAUGUUAAGAUAUCAAGGUAGCCUUGUAAGAUGGGAUCCGUAGAGAACUAGAUUAGCAUUGGGAAAACAUCUCUGGUUAAGUAUCAAAACAUUACUUUGGAGACAUGCCUUGUGAUUCCCCAGACUUCCAUCAGGAGGCUUCCUAUAUGUUCUCAUCUUUUUCAGCAUCUGGAAAAAGACCUUUCACAGUGAUGCUUUGGGGGUUCUGCUCAGAAACCAACACAUCGGUUUUAGGCAAAAAAUCUGUUUCUGUAUCACAUAAAGGCUUUGUGUUUCAGGUGUGUAAGAAGACACACUGCCUUAAGUAAAUAAAUUUCUAUGCAUCUGAUACUCUAGCAUACACAAUAUAAUCUCCAGCCAAGCCAGGCUGUCACAGAGUUGUUUGGACAGUGGUCGAACAGUUCAGCAGUACGAGCAUCACUCUGAGAUGUUUAGAUCAACCAAGACCCUCUCUAAAUCUGGCUGCCCAACUAAACUGAGUAAUCAGGGGGAAAAGGGCUUCAUUCGGAGGAUUGAUCAGGAACUCACCUGUCAUGUUGCAGAUCUCCAGUGUUGCCUUGCAGACACAGAUGAGCCAUUCAGAAGGUCAGCCAUUGCUAACCAAUCAGGGCUUUAUGGUGAAAUGGCCAGAUGGAUAUGGCAGACAGAUAUUUUCCCAUCCCCAAGAAUAUACAUUAAAGGUGGCCAGACCAGGCCAUUAUAAAAUAUUUUGCUUGAAUUGAACGUUUUGUGCCUGAAGGAAAACAGCCACUGCUCAUCACCUGGAUAGUAGUAUUCCUAUUAUCACGCAUGGUGGUGGCAGCGCGAUGCUGUGGGGAUGUUUUUAUUAUUAUUCUGCAGCGGGAAGUGAAUGACCAAUCUGCAUAGAGGGAAAAGAUAACAGCAACCAAAUAUAUUGACAAUUAUCUUCCAGCACAACAAUGACAUGAAGUACAGAGACAAAAUACGAAACUAAGAAGUGGCUUCAGGAGCAAUCUGUGAAUCAAUCCCACGAAAAUCUGAGUUUGCCUUUCCUCAAAAAAUGCUGCUUCAACAAAAUAUAAAGCCAUUGGUAGGAUUACCUAUUGUAUGUGCCCAUUUUUUGUAAAACAAUUCAUUAAACAAACUAAAUGUCUGAAAACAUUUUCAGGUUAUUGCCGUUUUUGUUUGGAUUUUUUUUUUUUUUUAAGGAAAACUACAUUUAAAUUGGUUCUAGAAUAAGUCCACAACACAGAGGAAGGGGUGUGAAGACUUUCUCUCUUACGUCAAACACUAAAUUUGUCCCAGUUCCAUGACUUUUCCAUCAGCACACUAACUGAGAGGGGGGGGGGGGAACUAUGGCUGCUUGUUAUUCAAAACAAACCUCAAAUCUAGUUCAAACUGGAUUUAGCCCUUGGGUUGAUGCUUUCAAAAAAACCUGAUCUGCUGGAGACUGCCCACGAUGAAAAUAAAAGUAGGUGGAUCAGGAUUUGACUUAGCUGACUCCUCCUUUUGGACCUAUGUCCUGCAGAGUGAGCUGCUUUUCACAAACUCACCAAGUCCCUGACCUGAAGUCUACAUCUUCCAGUCUUUGAAAUCAGAGGCCUGAACCAAACCAGUGUUGUUAUUAUGUCGACCCCACACUGUCUGACUUUGGGCCUUUAGCCCCGCUUUUGGCUCAAGAACAAGCGGUUGCUGUUUCUUAUUUAAUGACUGAGCUACCGGCUUGUUCUUCCUCUCUCUCAGUAAAUGUGAGCGCAGCCGCACUUACUCAGUGGAAAGACAGUGUGGUCAUAAAGAGUCUGUUUGUCUUCUAAUUGUAGCCAAAAAAAA
Fundulus heteroclitus (mummichog) is the source of this 3929-nucleotide messenger RNA. It is a transcript of the gene tgfbr2l, whose product is annotated as transforming growth factor beta receptor-like. Gene Ontology annotation, cellular component: plasma membrane; signaling receptor complex. Bases 95 to 1750 code for a protein of 551 amino acids. Gene Ontology annotation, molecular function: transforming growth factor beta binding; SMAD binding; metal ion binding. The record is from RefSeq and is a predicted model, not a curated record. Gene Ontology annotation, biological process: cellular response to growth factor stimulus; protein phosphorylation; heart development. Lineage: Eukaryota; Metazoa; Chordata; Actinopteri; Cyprinodontiformes; Fundulidae. The transcript has 8 exons.